AUGGCAAUCGUCGAGAACUGGUUCCCCCCAACGAGGGAAAAUUGGGAGACUCUGCUCUUUGCGUGGAAAUUUUUUCCCCUCCUCCCAUCUGCACAAUGGCUGACUACGUGGUACCCGAUGGGUAAAACCUCGUACCCGAGCAUCUUCAACGUCCCAGGCCGUCUCACCUGGUUCCUGAUGGAGAUCCCGGGAGCCUUGACGCUGCUCUACAACAUGAGCACGCUGCCGGCCAAGCACGGCAUCGACGACCUCCCCUGGCAGAACAAGGUGCUGGCCGGCCUGUUCGUAAUCCACUACAGCUAUCGCGCGGUGCUCUACCCGCUGAUGGCGCCGUCCAUGGCGCCCAUGAGCAUCGUGGUCGCGUCCUCGGCCCUCUUCUUCCAGCUCAUGAACGGCACGUGCCUCGGUGCCUGGCUGGCCGCCUACGGCCCGACCACGCAGGAGCAGUGGCGGUCGCAGCUGGGCGGCGGCGGCACGCUGCAGUUCGUCGUAGGCAUCAGCAUCUUCUACCUGGGCCUGGCGGCAAACUACUACCACGACGACGAGCUCCGCGAGAUCCGGCGCAGGGAGGAGCGCAGGCGCCAGGUGGUCGCCAAGGAAAAGGGCAUGCGGCCUGAGGCGGUCGAGCGCCACUACGCCAUUCCGCAGGCCGGCUUCUUCAAGCUCGUCCUCUAUCCGCAUUACUUUUUCGAGUGGACCGAGUGGUUUGGCUACUGGAUGGCCUGCGGCUGGUCCUGCACCCCGGCCAUGAUGUUUUUCGUCAAUGAGGUCUUCUCCAUGCUUCCCAGGGCCGUCAACGGCCGCAAGUGGUACGAGGAGAGGUUCGGCGCCGAGAAGAUCAAGGGCCGCAAGGCUGUCAUCCCAGGAUUGGUGUGA
Messenger RNA from Pyricularia pennisetigena, 876 nucleotides. RefSeq lists its product as uncharacterized. Gene Ontology annotation, molecular function: 3-oxo-5-alpha-steroid 4-dehydrogenase activity. Gene Ontology annotation, cellular component: membrane. NCBI's taxonomy places the organism in Eukaryota, Fungi, Ascomycota, Sordariomycetes, Magnaporthales, Pyriculariaceae. The coding region runs from base 1 to 876 and encodes 291 amino acids. The transcript is spliced from 2 exons. The record is from RefSeq and is a predicted model, not a curated record. Gene Ontology annotation, biological process: steroid metabolic process.